AUGAGCGCCAGCGAUUCUCCGCCACCAGCGCAGUCCGUUUCCCGUUCGUCUCCGACGGCUGCUGGUAGCCCUUUGGCUCCGUGGUCUCGCAGCGGCCGCGAGGAGCCUGCAAUGGCCGUCUACUGCAGCGAAGCUUUUAGUGUCUACCCGCAGACAGCCACCGCCACUGCGGGCCCCUCGGGGCAGAGACCUGCCGCCGCCACCUAUGCGCUUGGCGACUAUGGGGCACCCCCCGGAGCUGCCGGGUACCUGUGGGGCGUGAGUAGUGCUGGGCCGUACGUGCAAAGUACCGGCGGAGGCGGCAGUAGCGGGAGCUCGGGCGCGUCCUUUUUACCCUACGGCUGCCCUCCGAGGGCCGUCGGGGGGCCGCAGAUCUUGGCUUCGCCAGGGCCCGCGACUGGCUCAGGCUCAACAACCGAGCUGGGCUGGCUUAGCCUGGCUAGCCAAGAGGAACUGCUACGCCUAGUGCGACCGCCGUAUUCUUACUCGGCACUCAUCGCCAUGGCCAUCCAGAGCGCUCCGGAGCGCAAACUAACGCUCAGCCACAUCUACCAGUACGUGGCCGAGAACUUCCCCUUCUACAAGCGCAGCAAGGCCGGCUGGCAGAACUCCAUCCGCCACAAUCUCAGCCUCAACGACUGCUUCCGCAAAGUGCCGCGGGACGAGGACGAUCCCGGAAAGGGAAAUUACUGGACCUUAGACCCAAACUGUGAGAAAAUGUUUGACAAUGGGAAUUUUCGCCGCAAGCGCAAGAGACGUUCUGAUCUCAGUGCCUCUGGAGUGGCAUCUGGUGUUUCAACCUUGGGGACCCUGAAGACUCAGGAAGGGAUCCCCAUCGCUUUAGACCCUGGGAAGCCCUGCAGUGACAGCCCUUCCUCAGUUCUGGAGCCAACAGCCUCUCUGAGGGACACCGCAAAGAGCAGCUCUCCACCUGUGGUUGCCCCACCGACCCCAAGCUGCCUCAGCACCUUUUUCAGUGGCAUGAACUCCCUCAGCAGUGGGCCUCGUCUUCCUGAACUGCAGCAUCGAAGCCACCCUGCCGGCCCAAUUAGAGGUGGCAGUUUCAACCAGGAUCCUCCUUUGACUGAGCAGCUGCAACGAGUCUCGGGUCCGGCUGGCACCUACUAUAGCCAUUUCCAUCCUAGCAAUGGAGGUCAAUCAGGACAGUAUAAUCAUUUAUACAACUUCACAGUCAACAGCCUCAUUUAUGCCCGGGAAGGCACUGAAGUAUAAGGCUGAUUGCCCUGAGCUAGCAAGACAGACCAGAGAGCUGCUUUUCUAAUUUUAAAACAAAGUCUGCAUCAAACAUCUGGAAGUCCCAGGAGAAGAAAAGGUUUUUGAAACCUGCUGUUUGAAAAACACUGUACAGUUUUCUGCUGUUUCUACCUAUUGUGAAGAUGCAACAUAAUUUUGAUUAUUGAGGCUCUCUGGAAGGAGUGAUUUAGAAAGAUUUCAGGGAUUGAAACUAAAUAUAUAAAAAUAGUACAUUGCUUGCUGGUCUCAUUUUCUUUAGUUUUUGAACCAUUGUUUAUGGCACCAUGGUAUAAAAGAAACAGAAAACAGAUUUUAUGAAGUCCCUUUAGUUUAAAUAUAACCCUGAAUGUUUUUGAUAAUGAUAACUGAUAUGAAGCUUGCAGUAAAUGCUACAGUACACCUGCCAGUUGUUUGACAAUCUACUGAAAUCCGGUUCACCCGUCCUCAGGCAACCAUCAAAUUUAAAUGAUAAAAUUUAUUGAAUAUCAGUGGCUUAUAAACAUAGUUUGAGUUCAGUCUGGUAAAUCACAGGUCUUAGAUUAAAAACUGUAUUACUGACAUAGUUUAGUAAUUAAUGACAAAAUUACUGUGCACUUUUGUACAAGAGAACGGUAUGAACCACUUCUUUUAUAAUGAAGUUAUUAUUACUACAUAUAUUUUCAUGGAAACAAAUUCCAUGAAAAUUGGUGCACCCAGGACAGCUGUGAAGUCAUUCAGUUCCGUUGGUUUGGGAUUAUAUUAUUUCAGAUGUGAAUGGGGAAAAUCAAAUAUUUGAUCCUCUGCCAUAUCAGAAACUUCCAGCAUUGAGAAAACUUAUUUGUCCCGAUAAAACUUGUGUUGGGAUGAUUUUUUUCUUGUGUGAAGAGCUGUAGUUUUUCAACAUAUGGCUUCUGAAAAAUACCACAUUCUGAAUUGGUCAAUUAUAUAACAAUAAUUAUAUAAGUGUGGAAUAUCUUCCUGGGAGCCUUCUUUUCCAUACUACACGUGACUGCCUAGUUGCUAGGAUUAAGAACUACUUUUUGUGAAAACAUGAGUUUGAUAGGGCUUUCUGCCAAAGACACACUUUUAACCUUCCAUUUUCAGCAGAAGAAACAUCUUGAAUAUUUUUCAAAAUACAUGCUAUUUUGUAAUAGGCUACACUAUAUAUGUAUUCUUA
Thamnophis elegans (Western terrestrial garter snake) is the source of this 2410-nucleotide messenger RNA. It is a transcript of the gene FOXI3, whose product is annotated as forkhead box I3. The record is from RefSeq and is a predicted model, not a curated record. NCBI's taxonomy places the organism in Eukaryota, Metazoa, Chordata, Lepidosauria, Squamata, Natricidae. The coding region runs from base 1 to 1233 and encodes 410 amino acids. The transcript is spliced from 2 exons. Gene Ontology annotation, molecular function: RNA polymerase II cis-regulatory region sequence-specific DNA binding; DNA-binding transcription factor activity, RNA polymerase II-specific. Gene Ontology annotation, biological process: anatomical structure morphogenesis; regulation of transcription by RNA polymerase II; cell differentiation.